AUCAAAAACCGGCAUUAGUUUGGUUCUUAUGUUGUAUUUUUCACAUCGAUCCUACAUUAUUACAAAAAAAAUAGACUAAUUUAUUAAAUAAUUGGUUUAUUAGGUGAUUUAUAACAUUAGUAUCUAAUGGCAGAGAGGUACGAAUCGCCGGUUAGUGCACCAGGGCAGUAUUCUACGGAGUACAAAAGAAAAAGUAGUUCUUCCAACAACAACUCUGAAGAAAAACCCGGGGAAGAAUCAGCAAACCAACACGAAAAGUUAAAUGAGUACAUUCGAGAUCUUCUCGCUGAAAAGCAACUCUUGGACGAGUUGAAAAGUCCGCAUGCUUGUAGACUUAUUGAACAAGAGAUACAAAAAGCUCAAACAACGGGGAAAAUCCCUGGAAAAGAUCAAAAAUUCGUAGAUAUCUACAGAGAAAGACCAAUGAAAGUGUCAGUGAAAGUAUUAGUUCCAGUACGUGAACACCCAAAGUUUAAUUUUGUGGGAAAACUAUUAGGCCCAAAAGGCAACUCAAUGAAACGUCUCCAAGAAGAAACCAUGUGUAAAAUGGCAGUUUUGGGUCGCGGUUCCAUGAAAGAUCGUCAAAAAGAAGAGGAAUUGCGUCAAUCCCUCGACCCAAAAUACGCCCACUUAGGUGAUGAUCUCCACGUUGAAAUCUCAGCUUUAGGUCCCCCAGCUGAAGCCCACGCUCGGGUGGCUUAUGCUUUAGCAGAAGUCCGAAAAUAUCUCAUCCCAGACAACAACGACAAUAUUAGACAAGAACAAAUGCGAGAAAUGGAAAUUAUGACAUCAGAUGAUGGAGUUGAAACUCGUACGGAAGUGAGGAGACCUCCAGUCAUGCGAAGUCAAGGACCAACCCGACAACCAAUUCCUCGCCCCCCAGUUCAAAUGCGUACCGCUACAAGGGUUCCUGUUCCAACUCCAAGGGUGAUGCCGGCAAAAACGAAGAUUUUGUCAAUUUUAGAUAGGGCCAGGGUCGCCAUGGAGGAAAGUUACGGUUACGAAGACACUUAUGAUCCUGCAGAUCCUGGAUACGAUCAUUAUCCACCUUCUUCAGGUCAUGGACGUUCUUAUUCUACCGGGCAUUCGUAUGAGGCUGAAUAUGAAACUGAUUAUUAUCGCGAAGCGAGUUCUUCGUAUGAGCCCCCAACCCAGCGAUGGAAACAUUAUAAAACAGCUCCGAGCUCAAGUUCACGUCAUGGAGAGCCGACUUCGCGUUAUCGUUCUUCCCCAUACACACGUCCGUCAAAAUAAAAAACGUCCCGUAACCGCCCCAUAAUCGAUCAAACAAAAAAAAAUCGUUGUAAUCUCAAUUUAUAACUAACCACGUAAAAAAUUAAUUAAUGAAUUAGUUAACGUGUCGUAGUUUAAACGUUAUGAUAAUAAAAAAAAAUUAAUAAUAA
Messenger RNA from Onthophagus taurus, 1403 nucleotides. RefSeq names its product quaking related 54B (gene qkr54B). The record is from RefSeq and is a predicted model, not a curated record. Gene Ontology annotation, biological process: regulation of alternative mRNA splicing, via spliceosome. NCBI's taxonomy places the organism in Eukaryota, Metazoa, Arthropoda, Insecta, Coleoptera, Scarabaeidae. Gene Ontology annotation, molecular function: mRNA binding. Gene Ontology annotation, cellular component: nucleus.